AUGGCGUCCUCGUCCUCGUCCCCGAAAACGUUUGCCUCUCCUCCAUCCGAAACCUCUUCGCCGCAAAAUGCCAUGCCUACACGCGAUCGCUCAGCGGGGCGAAAUGUCCACAUCUACGACUUAAAUGAUCCUACCACCGUAAUUGGCGGCCUACUCCUCCUACCCGGUGUCACAAAUGCCAACUUCUAUGCAAUGAUAGAGAUCAUUGUUAUAUUCGAGAGCCCUUUCUUUCUACAAAAUGAGAACGAAACGAAGAUUGAGAAAGACGACCAUCCACUUCAACCUGGAAAAUAUUACAUUGUUGCUACCAGUUCUUUUCAACUUAACGAUGAGCCAUGGCUCGUCCGGACAAUUAGUCUAGCUACCGGAAGUCGUGUUGCCGCCUUCGCCGAAGCUGUUCGUUCACGAGACCGUCAAUGUAUCGUAUCCGGAGAGCCUGUACCUACCUUUAAUGGAAUCGACUUCUGGGAGAAAUUCGAAGCUGCGCAUAUUUUCCCACUCGCCUACGAAGGUCACUGGAUUGAUCAGAACUACGCUCGAUGGAUUACAAUUCAUCCGGAACGAGGAGGAUCUAUUAACUCAGUACAGAAUGGAUUGUUACUAGAGCGCGGUAUACAUAGUCAAUUCGACGCAUAUCUCAUCGCAAUCAAUCCGGAUGUAUAA
Molecule: messenger RNA, 663 nt
Organism: Fonsecaea monophora
Lineage: Eukaryota; Fungi; Ascomycota; Eurotiomycetes; Chaetothyriales; Herpotrichiellaceae
Exons: 1
Coding region: 1-663 (220 amino acids)
Source: RefSeq, a predicted model, not a curated record